Zeugodacus cucurbitae (melon fly) is the source of this 2738-nucleotide messenger RNA. RefSeq names its product two pore potassium channel protein sup-9 (gene Task6). The record is from RefSeq and is a predicted model, not a curated record. The transcript is spliced from 6 exons. Gene Ontology annotation, biological process: potassium ion transmembrane transport; stabilization of membrane potential. Gene Ontology annotation, molecular function: potassium ion leak channel activity. Lineage: Eukaryota; Metazoa; Arthropoda; Insecta; Diptera; Tephritidae. The coding region runs from base 16 to 1167 and encodes 383 amino acids. Gene Ontology annotation, cellular component: membrane.
UCGCCUAAAUGAAGAAUGAAGAAACAAAAUGUUCGCACGAUAUCCUUGAUCGUGUGCACAUUUACAUAUUUACUAGUUGGAGCUGCUGUAUUUGACUCGCUCGAAUCGGAAACGGAAAAGCGGCGCUGGGAAGCACUGCAAGCUGUGGAAGAUAUGAUAAUACGAAGAUACAAUAUUUCACAAGAGGACUUCAAAGUGAUGGAGACAGUUGUGCUUAAGUCAGAACCACAUAAAGCUGGUCAACAAUGGAAAUUCACUGGUGCAUUUUACUAUGCAACAACAGUGUUGACAACUAUCGGUUACGGUCAUUCCACGCCAAGCACAAUCGGUGGCAAACUCUUCACAAUGUGUUAUGCCAUUGUGGGGAUACCAUUGGGCCUUGUGAUGUUCCAAAGCAUUGGAGAAAGAGUGAAUAGACUGAGCAGCUAUGUUAUACAAGCAGUGAGGAAGUCACUACGUUGUAAACGAACUGCAGCUUCUGAAGUAGAUUUAAUAUGCGUUGUGACAACGCUGAGCUCUUUAACGAUAGCUGGUGGUGCUGCGGCUUUUUCACGCUACGAAGGUUGGAGCUAUUUCGAUUCAGUAUAUUACUGCUUUAUUACUUUAACUACAAUAGGCUUUGGAGAUAUGGUAGCUUUACAAAAAGAUAAUGCACUCAACAACAAACCGCAAUAUGUAAUGUUCGCAUUGAUAUUCAUAUUGUUCGGUUUGGCCAUUGUUGCCGCCUCGCUGAAUCUGCUAGUACUGCGGUUUGUUACAAUGAAUACGGAGGAUGAGCGAAGGGAUGAAGCACAAGCUAUGCAGGCUUUACAAGUUGCUGUUAAAUUAGAAGGUGAUGUUAUUACAGCAAAUGGGUCCAUUUUAAGUGGAUAUGAAGGUCAUGAAGUUCAGUCAAAUAGUAGUGGAUCAACUACAUCCAUGUGUUCAUGUAGCUGUGCACGUUUUAGUGCAAAUCGUCAUAAAACGCAUCAAUACAAAGCGCGUCGUUCACCCUCGCAUAUACGUCACUUAUUGCCGGAAGUUGUACCAAUGCAGGACCUAAGCUACGAUACGCACAGCCUCAAUGCCGAUGGGCUCGAUAUCGUGGAUACAUCAUCAGUCUCGCCUUCGAAACCACACAGACAAUUACUCAAACGCAAUGUAUCGCUACUAUCUUUUCGUAUUUAAAAUACAAUUACUAUUAAUUAAAAUAACAUUUAAGUAUUAUAGGUUCAUACAUUAAUUAGUAGGUAUGCUUAAAUACAAUAAUUUUUGAUUCGCUGGUAAUUAAAGCUUUUCAGAUCGCUUUAUUGUGUGUGCUACAUGCAUGCGGCAUCGAUGUGUAUGUGGUAUACGUGUUUAAAUAUUUAUAAAUAGUUGUUGGAUCGUUGCGGCGAUCUCAAACUAAUGCAGGAAUAUAUUAUGCACUUUUCUGCGCUUCAUUUGCGAAUAUGUAUGUAUGUAAAUAUUAAUGAAAAAAAAUUUAUGAAACCACUUAUAAUUAGUUAGGUAGGUAUAAGCUUAGCGAAAACCUAUCAAAAAAUAGAUUUCUUUAAUAUAGUCAUUCAUAUAAUAAGAACUUCUGCUGCUAUUAAUAGCUUAAGCGUAUUCCCCGCUUUAUUAUUAAGACCGUUAAAACGUUUUGAACUUUUAUAUUCAUACUUUUUUUAUUAAAAUAUUUAAGAAAUUCAACCUCUUCUUUUAUAGUAUUGAAUAUUGUAGGAAGUACAACACAAAAAAUAUUUUUUUUUUCAAAAUAUGAAUUUAUGUAUAAAUUGCAAUACAUAAGGUGUUUUCUUCCUUUACAUAAGUAUGGAAAUUUUCAUAUGCAGCUUUUUAAACACGACCAUAUCUAUUUCUUUGCAUAGAUUACAUUUGCAUAAUUUACAUUAACUCAAUAAAUAUUAAAUUUUAUUAGAAAUAUCAAACGAUAAUUAAUAAAAUCGAAUCCCAAAAGAGGUUUGACCAAAACGAAUGUGCGAAUGGAUACUCAAUUUUUACAUAUACCAUACAAUUUGGAGUCUCCAAAAAUGCUUAGCCUUUAUACGGUCAAACAGAUGCAAUUUUUGCUGUAAAAAGCAUUAAAACAAGAAAUGAUAAGAUCGACGUCUUUUCAACAGUUAUGACAAACUAUUCAGAUACAUACAUACAUCGGUAUUGAAAAAUAUUUGCCUACGUAAAAAUCUUUUCCUGAUGCAAUAUAAAAACUAUUUUAAUAGUAAACUUUAAAAUCACUCAUUUAAAUAUUAUUUUAUGAAAUAGAUACAAAUUAAAAACAGUUCCAUCACUGCCAAAUUCAUAACCUGAUACAAAAAUUAACCCGUAGCAAGCAUACUCUAUGUAAAGGAGUACAAAUUUUUAACUGGCACAUACAAAUGUACAUAACCAUAAAGAUAUACGCAUGCACAUCUCUAGCAACAAAAGCUUACAUUUACAAAAUUUAUUACGAAACUUUGCAACGUACUUUACAAAUAAUUUAGUGUUUUAUUUAAUUUGUUUACGGUUUUUAAUUUAAUUUAAUCUAUUAUAGAUAUUGAAAUGAUAAAAUAUUUAUUGUUAAGUAUUUUGAGCAAAUUGAAAAACUUAUUUAUAGCGCCCUUAUAAGUUGUGAAAUAAAGGUAAUGUUAGAAUUGCUUACAUACUGCUAUGUUUAACAUUCGAAAUUUUUUCAAUUUUAUGUAAAUUUUAAUAAUUCUUGCAUUUAAUUCAUACAUUCCCAAAACUCAUGCCAAUACUUUUUAGAUAGAUACAAAAUAUGG